AGCAGCAGCAACAGCACCAGCACCACCACCACCAGCACCACCACCACCACCAGCACCACCAGCACCACCACCCACCAGCACCACCACCACCAGCACCACCACCAGCACCACCAACACCACCACCAACACCACCAGCACCACCACCAGCACCACCAGCACCACCACCCACCAGCACCACCACCCACCAGCACCACCACCAGCACCACCACCAGCACCACCAACACCACACCACACCACCAGCACCACCACCACCACCAGCACCACCAGCACCACCACCCACCAGCACCACCACCCACCAGCACCACCACCAGCACCACCACCAGCACCACCACCAGCAGCACCAGCACCACCACCAACACCACCACCAACACCACCAGCACCACCACCAGCACCACCACCAACACCACCAGCACCACCACCAACACCACCAGCACCAACACCACCAACACCACCACCACCAACACCACCAACACCACCAGCACCACCACCACCACCACCCACCACCAGCACCACCAGCACCACCACCAGCACCACCACCACUAGCACCCCCCUCCACCACCACCACCAGCAGCACCACCACCCCCCACCACCACCACCAGCACCACCAGCAGCACCACCACCAGCACCAGCAGCAGCACCAGCACCCCCCCACCACCACCAGCACCACCACCACCAGCACCACCACCAGCACCACCACCACCAGCACCAGCACCACCACCAGCACCACCAGCACCACCACAGACUCGCUGGGGUCUCUACUGGAGUCUGGUACCCUAUCAGACUCGGGGUCUCUACUGGAACCAGGGUCCCAUCACAACCAGGGUCCCUAUCAGAACCAGGGUCCCUAUCAGAACCAGGGUCCCCUAUCGGAGUUGGGGUCUCCGGACGAGGGAUGACGGAGAGACGGAUGAGUCCCGUGGAGCUACUGCAGUCAGGGCGGAUGGUCCGCGUCUCGGCGCCGAUGGUUCGAUACUCCAAGCUGGCGUUCCGCUCGCUGGUGCGGCGCUACGGCUGUGACCUCUGCUUCACGCCCAUGAUCCUGGCCGACGCCUUCGCGCGCUCGCUGCGUGCGCGCGACAGCGAGUUCACCACCAACGCAGCUGACCGUCCGCUCAUCGUCCAGUUUGCCGCCAACGACCCCUACGACCUCGCGGCGGCGUCGCUCGCCGUGACCCCGUACGCCGACGGCGUCGACCUCAACUGCGGCUGCCCCCAGCGCUGGGCCGUGUCCGAGGGCUACGGGGCGUGUCUCCUGGACAAACCCGAGCUGGUCAGGGACAUGGUGCGGCAAGUCCGAGCGCAGAUCCCCGACCCCAACUUCAGCGUCUCCAUCAAAAUACGGGUGCACGAGGACGUGGGCCGCACCGUGGAGCUGUGCCGGCGUGCCGAGGCGGUGGGGCUGUCCUUCGUGACGGUGCACGGCCGCACCGCCCAGGAGCGCCACCAGCCGGUGAGGAGGGACGCCGUGCGAGCCGUGAGCGACGCGCUCUCCGUGCCCGUCGUCGCCAACGGGGACGUGCGCACCGACGAGGAGGCGCGGCGGCUCGCCGAGGACACGGGCGCCAGCGGAGUGAUGGUGGCUCGUGGCCUGCUGACCAACCCCGCGCUGUUCGCCGGCUUCCCCGACACCCCGCUGGCGUGCGUCCGGGACUGGCUGGACUCGGCGCUGGCGCUUGGCGUCCCCUUCUGCUGCCUGCACCAGCACCUCGUGUUCAUGAUGGAGCGCCUGGCCUCGCGAGCCGACCGCCUCUCCUUCAACUCGCUGUCCAGCACCGCCGCCGUCGUAGACUUCCUGGCCGAGCGCUACGGAGUGUGAGAGCGCCAGAGGUCGCAACCGGGUACCCGAUACCCGUACCUUACCCGAUACCCGGCUACCCAGCCAGAUACGGGUACCCGUUUGCGACCCUGGUGCGGCCGGGUACGGGUACGGGUAGGCCGUGAGUCACUGGUGAGUCACCGUUUGUCACUCAUUUCCCAACGUCUUGUCUCUUCUCACAAUUCAAGUUCCUAGAAUCAACCCACCCGCGCCUGCAACGUGGCUUCAUCCCAGAGGUCGCAAUCAGGUACCCGUGUACGGCCGGGUACGGGUACCCGAUUGCGACCCUGGUGCGGCUGGGUACGGGUACGGGUAGGGAAUCAAAACCCGUUUGCGACCUCUGGAGAGCGCCACCGCGUUUUCGGGU
Lethenteron reissneri (Far Eastern brook lamprey) is the source of this 2183-nucleotide messenger RNA. RefSeq names its product tRNA-dihydrouridine(20a/20b) synthase [NAD(P)+]-like. The record is from RefSeq and is a predicted model, not a curated record. NCBI's taxonomy places the organism in Eukaryota, Metazoa, Chordata, Hyperoartia, Petromyzontiformes, Petromyzontidae. Gene Ontology annotation, biological process: tRNA processing. Gene Ontology annotation, molecular function: flavin adenine dinucleotide binding; tRNA dihydrouridine synthase activity.